Pomacea canaliculata is the source of this 2856-nucleotide messenger RNA. RefSeq names its product kynurenine/alpha-aminoadipate aminotransferase, mitochondrial-like. Gene Ontology annotation, biological process: biosynthetic process. Gene Ontology annotation, molecular function: transaminase activity; pyridoxal phosphate binding. The record is from RefSeq and is a predicted model, not a curated record. Lineage: Eukaryota; Metazoa; Mollusca; Gastropoda; Architaenioglossa; Ampullariidae.
UUCGGGUAUUUGCAAGUCAUGGCGAGAGCUGCACGUCGAUAAAGCGACUGCGUUGAUGCAUUCAUUUGCAGCAGGCUCGGAGGCAGGAGGAAAAGCAGACGGAAUCUUCCAGGAGUGAGGAAUAAAAGGAGAUUUGUGCGUCUGUGAACUCUUGUCAAGACCCUGCUGCAAACGUAGACAGAGAAUGCAGGAAGCUGUGAAUGGAUGUGACUGUUGCAAGUCCGGGAUGUGGACUACGACAGUAUGAUCACCAAGGCGUCCAAGAGAAUCGUCAAGCCUUCAUUACGACUGCUUGCACGAUACCAGAUGGACGCAACCAACAUCCGAAUGGCCGGAGGGUUUCCGAACCCUGAAACAUUCCCCUUGGCUGAGCUGAAGUUUAAACUCAAAGACGGCACAGUCCUGCAAGUGGAGCCAACUACCCUGGCUGCCGGCCUGCAGUAUGGACUGUCUGAAGGAAUGAAGGAAUUGACCGACUGGUUGCUAGAGUUCCAAAGAAAAGUUCAUGACCCGCCAACACUCAGGCCAAACCACCCCGGACAAACAAAGGUCAUCCUAACCCAUGGAGCAACUGAGGCUAUGGCUUUGGUGUUUACCACGUUACUGGAUGAAGGAGCGUGGGCACUGUCCGAGGCUGUAACAUACCCCUCAGCAACGGACAUGCUUUCUCUAGUCGGCGCGCAUUUCCACGGAAUAAAGAUCGACGAAGACGGGAUGGUUGUAGAAGACUUGGUAAGAGUGCUCGACUCUUGGGACACUCUCCAUCCUGGAGUGGAGAAACCACGUUUGAUGUACGUCAUGACGUCAUGUGAAAAUCCAACAGGUGUGCUGUGGUCGAUGGAGAGGAAACGUGGUGUCUAUGAAGUAGCGAGGAAGUAUGACAUGAUUAUUGUAGAGGACGACCCCUACUACUUCCUUCAGUUUAAUCGGCCUCUGAGCCCAACACUUUUUUCCAUGGAUGAAGAUGGUCGAGUAGUGAGAAUCGACACAGUUUCCAAGAUUGUUUCUGCGGGCAUGCGAAUAGGUUGGAUAUCGGGACCUGCCCCUAUACUGGAGAACAUUAUCCUCCGCAAGGAUAACAGCAGUGGGUUCCCCAGCGGCAUCGCGCAGGGAAUACUACUCCAGCUCCUGAAGCACUGGGGUCCGGAGGGUCUGCUACAGCAAGGGGACAGGGCCAUGAACUUCUAUAAACAGAAGGCGGAGGUUGCUCUCAAGUACGUCAGGAAAUACCUGACAGGCCUGGUAGAGUGGUAUGAACCCAGCGGAGGGUUGUUCCUGUGGGUUCGUGUGCUGGGAGUCAAGGACUCUAAGUUCAUCUGUGAGAAAGCCUUGGACAAGAAACUAGUUGUGGUCUACGGAGGAUACUUUCAUGUGUUCAAAGGGCCGAGCCCAUGUAUACGACUUUCGUAUGCCCUUCCCUCUGAGGAAGACUGUGAACAGGCGAUUAAGAUGCUGGGAGAAAUAAUAAGAGAAGUUCAGGAAAACAAAAUCAUGGAAUGAUGGAGGAGCAGGCUCUUCAUCUUGCCUUGUGCAUCAUCUCAAAGCGAGGCUGUCUGUGCACUAAUGUCCAGGUGGCACAACGUCCUAACGCUGCUUUUCUAUCAUGUGUAUGUCUGAUGUGUAUGUGAGUGCUACCUGUGUUUGUGUGUGUGUGGAGAGAGAGAAGGAGAAAAAGAAAGUGAGAGAGAAAGAAAGCGAGUGUGUGUGUGUGUGUGCAAGUGCACGCGCGUGAUAUAAUUACUACAGAUUUCUUGAAAAAAGACUUCAAAUUACACGAAAGAAUGAGAUGGUAAAGAAAUUGUGAAAAUUGACAUAUGAAAAUCGUGUCUUACUUCUUUUAUUAGCACAGUGAAACCAAACGGUUAUAACAGAAGUGAAUAAACAUUCAACAGCUUACUAAUAGAACGGCUCAGUCUUAAAAAGUAAGACUGAUGGAACAUUUUGCUGUGAAGACAAGAAAGAAUUAAUUAUCUUUAGUAAUUUUUACUCAGAUGCAUUUUCUGUAUAAACAUUUUUUCAAUCGCCAUGUCUUACCAGAAAUAAUGAUAUAAACUGGAAUAGUCACAAAAAUGUAUUUUAUGAGACAUUACAUAGUCAGCUUUACAAUUUUAGAUCAUUGCCCAGUUCUGGUUAGUUUGCUUGUAUAUGUUCAGAUUUUGAAUAUCAUUAUUAAUUUACCCCAGUCACACGAAAGUUUUAUUUUGUAUAAGCAGUUCUUUCUGGUAUUGCUAUAAUAAGUUUACAAUACUUUUGCCCCUCAUUCAAAACACUUUACAUUACAAAUCAAGCAGAUUAGUGCAUUUAAAAUCAUAGAGUGCAGGGAUACGUUUAUCCUAUCCGUUUAAAUGUGUAUCUAUAUAUAUAUAUCUCGAGGAAAUAUUUUAAGCUCGAAUAUCAAACCUGGAGAUUUUUACUAAAUUAUUAUGUGCUUUGUUGACACAUUUCUUCCAUUUUCAAGGUCGUUUCUAUUUAUCUAAGCUGCUUUAGUUUGUCAUAAACAUCUUUCCGUAAUCCUUUUUCGAAAUUAUGAUUCAAAAUCUAUGAGGUAAGCAGUCAGUUAGCUGGAGACUACGAUUCACUUUUGGUCUAUAGACCGAGAAAUUACUUGUUCAGGGAUCGUGCAAUGAAAGCUCAUCAGUACCUUCUAACGUCCUUUUCGGCACUUACAUGAUUCCUCUUUGUUGGCCAUCUCUCCUUGUAGCAGCAAAUAACCAGACACGUUAGUAAAGUAAAGGGAGGCAACAAGAGAAAUUUACACAACACGAACAUGCGUUAAGUCCCCUUAAUUUAAACAGCGCAACGUAAGAAGACACAAGACACCAUUUAUUGUAAUAAAAGAAUUGUCUAUAAAUAACA